This is a messenger RNA of Mytilinidion resinicola, 467 nucleotides long. RefSeq lists its product as uncharacterized. Lineage: Eukaryota; Fungi; Ascomycota; Dothideomycetes; Mytilinidiales; Mytilinidiaceae. The record is from RefSeq and is a predicted model, not a curated record. The annotation marks the transcript as partial. The transcript has a single exon.
GUGCACGCUGACACCUCGUGCACGGUCUCCUCUUCCCACACCGCCAUCUUCAAAAACCCACAACCUCAUCAAAUUUCCACCAAAUUGCCUAAGUAAUGGCUGGAAUUGAAGCUGCACUCGCAGAGCUUCGUCUCAACCCCAACAGGAAGAUCCAGGAUGUCGCUACUGAGCAUGGUGUUAACAGAAGCACCCUUUCUAAGCGCCACCGGGGAAAGACUACUUCCAAAGAGAAUAGCUACAAUUCUCAACAGUUGCUCAAGCCAGGGCAGACUCGGGCUCUUAUCAAGUAUAUCAAUGACCUCUCAGAGCGUGGGCUUCCUCCAACACAAGCUAUGGUGCGCAAUAUAGCUCAAGAGAUUGCUGGCAAAAGGCCCGGUGGAAAUUGGGUUUCUCGAUGGGUCAAACGCAACGAAAAACACCUCAAAUCAGCAUACCUCAACCCCAUCGACAAAGCAAGGAAAAGGGCU